AACAAUAUUUGGGCUGCUUGGAGGGGUACUCGUGUUCCGGCCAGAACCUAAAACACGUUAGACGAACACUGAGACCUGCCGCUGCUCACCGCCGCCGCCGCCGCCGCCGCCGCCGAAGCCACGCCGGCCGCUUCCAUGAAAGGCCGCAGCAGCCACCGCGGGACCGCUCCCACCUCCGCCGCCGCCUCGACUUCCAGCAAGCGCGACCCCGAAGACGAGCCCGUCUCAGACUCCGAGGAAUCGGGCGACGAGGAGGAUGUCUCCUCGUCGUCGGGGUCGGAGUCGGAGUCGGAGAACGACCAGUUAGCGGAGCGGGAGAGGAAGCUGGAGCGCGUGCUCGCCGACGUGCCCUUCGGGGAGCUGCAGCGCGCGCGUGCCGACGGGUCGCUCGCGGCGCGGGGUGUUUCUGCUGCCGCCGCGGCCCAGAAGAAGGCUCGCAGGGAGAGCAGGAAGAGGCCCAUGGAGAUUAGCACGAAUGUGCGGCCGCCUAGACUCAGGGAGGUGAUCCAGGUUCCCAAGAAGGUUGUAAGGGAUCCAAGAUUCGAACCUGUAUAUGGAACUGUUGAUAAAGAAGGAUUCAGGAAAAGAUACAAUUUCUUAUUCGAUCAUGAUCUGCCCGCAGAAAAAGAGAAACUCCAAAAGUCGAUUAAGAAAUUGAAGGAUCCGAAUGCCAUUGAAGAAGCGAAGAAUCAAAUCACCUGGAUUGAUAAGCAGUUGAGGUCUAAUCCUCAGAAGAACGUUGAAUCAGAAAUUCUGCGUGGACAUAUUAAGAAAGAGAGGGAAGCAGCAAAGGCCGGAAAACGACCAUAUUAUCUGAAGAAAUCUGAAAUUCGUGAAAGGAAGUUGAUGGAUAAGUACAAUGAGCUCAAGGAGGCAGGAAAGCUUGAUUCCUUUAUGGAGAAGCGACGCAAGAAGAAUGCAUCCAAAGAUCAUCGCUUCAUGCCAUACCGAAGGGAUGGGGGUGGUGCAUAACAAUGUUCCCGAAGCUGCUUUUCGGGUGAUUCUGGCUAGUGUAUUUUCUGCUCACAGAGUUGUAGCAGCGCUCUCUACUAUCCUGUUGUUGCCCUAGUGUCCCAGAUGUUUAUCAGCAACCGUGAGUUGAAGCUAAUCCAUGGACCAUAUGUUUAUAGUUGAGCUCUGGUUGCUGGUAGCAACAAGCAAUUCUAAAACCAAACCAUGGAGAUAAUAUUUUGUUUCAUCUACUGCUUUAAUUAAUGCCAGUCCUUCUGUGUAA
Aegilops tauschii subsp. strangulata is the source of this 1234-nucleotide messenger RNA. RefSeq lists its product as uncharacterized. Lineage: Eukaryota; Viridiplantae; Streptophyta; Magnoliopsida; Poales; Poaceae. Gene Ontology annotation, cellular component: 90S preribosome; nucleolus. Gene Ontology annotation, biological process: maturation of SSU-rRNA from tricistronic rRNA transcript (SSU-rRNA, 5.8S rRNA, LSU-rRNA). The record is from RefSeq and is a predicted model, not a curated record.